AGUUCUGCUCACAGUGGGGUGGGGAGGUUCUUGCAGUGCCCUGUGAGACUGCUACAGGAGGAGUUUCCCAAAGUGAGGGCCCUCUUCUCCUUCUCUGAACACACUCUAAGCUCUAUCUGAAAGCAGCAAGGUAAGUUGAUAUAGGUCCAACCAGGCUGCCAGGGCCUUUCCUAGCACCCUCCCCAAACUGCCCUUGAUGUGUGGUCACAAGUGACUUGAAAUGUUUUACGUGUCCACCUGCUUCUACAUUUUGGUCAAGAAAAGUGGGUUGGGUGCUGGAGAGUGUAGGUCUCAAAUCUGACUGUUGUUUUCUUCCUCCUCUAAAUCCUUCCUGGAGCAGAAGAGUGAGCCAGAGGAGAGGCAACUGAAAGGGAAAAGGAACCUCUUGAACAAAAGGUUAAAGAAUUACAGUCAAAGAUGGAGGGCAACAGAAGUGUCUCCUUGAAGGGAGCUAGACUCAAAAUGACAAAGAAGAUGAGAGAAAGAGAAAACCUUCUGAGAAGGAUGAACAAGAGGUUUGAGAUGUUGGAGAUCUUGGGAAUGAUAAAGGACGAGCUAGGGGAAUGCUGCAAGAAGACAGAUGAGCUUUGUGAUGCAGCCAAGACCUUAGCAGAAUGCACUGAAGGAGAGCCAUCUGAGAGGGAAAAGGAGCUUCUUGAGCAAAAGUAUAAGGAGAUAAGUCAAAAGGUGGAGGACCGAAAAAAAGACUUCGAAGAAUUUGUAGACAAAAUGGUAGAGAAAACAAGACAAAGACAAAAGAUUUCAGCAGAAGAGUGUGUCAAGAGAGUGGCAGCUGAGAAGGAAAAGGAACUUUUUGAGCAAAAGGUUAAAGAGCUGCAGGAACAGCUGGAGGACCAAGAAAGGGUCCCUGAGGAAUUAAGAGUCAAAAAGACAGAGAAACGAAGAGAAAGAGAAAAGACCUCAGCAGAAAUGCUGUCUGAAUUGGAGGUUGCUAUGCAAGAAAAGAAGCUUCUUGAGCAAAUGGUUAAAAAAUUGAAGCAAAAGUUGAAGGACCAAGAAAGAACCUUCGAGAGAUUUAGAGACAAACUCACAAAGGAGAUGAGAAAAAGAGACGACCUUCUGAGAAAGAUGAAUGAGAGGAUUCAGAUGCUGGAACGCUCACUGAGGUUACCGGAAACACUAGAGGAACAGGACAUGAAGAAAGCAAAAGGGCAGGCCAAAAGAAAGGCAGCUGAAAGGAAAAACAAGCCUCUUGCACAAAAGAUUAAAGAAUUGCAGCAAAAAUCGGAGAACCAAGAAAAAGUCUUCGAAGUAUUAAGAGUCAAAAUGACAGAGGAGUUGAAUGAAAGAGAGAAAGCCUCAGCAGAAGAGCAGACCAAAAGAGAGGCCGCUGAGAGGGAAAAGGAGUAUCUUGAAAAACAGGUUAAAGAAUUGGAGCAAAAUGUGGAGGACCAGGAAAGAGUCUUCCAGAGAUUAAGAACUGAAAUGACAGAAGAGAUGAAAGAAAGUGAAAAGGCCUCAGCAGGAGUAGAAGAGCAGAUCAAAAGAGAGGCUGCUGAGUGGGAAAAGGAGUCUGCUGAAAAACAGGUUAAAGAAUUGGAGCAAAAUGUGGAGGACCAAGAAAGAGUCUUCCAGAGAUUAAGAACUGAAAUGACAGAGGAAAUGAGAGAAAGUGAAAAGGCCUCAGCAGAAGAGCAGGCCAAAAGAAAGGCUGCUGAGAGGGAAAAGCUUUUAGAGCAAAAGCUUAAAGAAUUGCAACAAAAGUUUGAGGACCAAGAAAGAGCCUUCAAGGCAUUUAGAGUCCAAAUGACAGAAGAGGAACGAGAAAGAGACUACUUUCUGAGAAAGAUGAAUAAGAGGAUUGAGAUGCUGGAGGCUGCAGUGAACGAUGAUAACGACAAGGAUGUUGAGGAAAACACUGAAAAGUACUGAACUUCAUAGACACAGGAAGAUAAUGACAAAGAAAAUACUUCACAGCCUUUUGUUUUAGUCUCAGUUUGGGAGAACAUAAAGCAUGUGUGGUCACUAAUUACUCAGAUUUUUUGUUUCUUUCUUUUAAAUUCUGGUAAUAUUAAAAGUUUUCACAAGUGCUUUUUUGAUCUGGA
This is a messenger RNA of Capra hircus (goat), 2066 nucleotides long. RefSeq names its product golgin subfamily A member 6-like protein 6. The coding region runs from base 418 to 1893 and encodes 491 amino acids. The transcript is spliced from 11 exons. The record is from RefSeq and is a predicted model, not a curated record. NCBI's taxonomy places the organism in Eukaryota, Metazoa, Chordata, Mammalia, Artiodactyla, Bovidae. Gene Ontology annotation, molecular function: GTPase activity; GTP binding.